This is a messenger RNA of Neodiprion virginianus, 3383 nucleotides long. RefSeq lists its product as uncharacterized. The record is from RefSeq and is a predicted model, not a curated record. Bases 886 to 2070 code for a protein of 394 amino acids. The transcript has 4 exons. Lineage: Eukaryota; Metazoa; Arthropoda; Insecta; Hymenoptera; Diprionidae.
AAUACAGCCAGUUGGUUUUCAACAUUAAAAUCACGUAGAGUAUUCAACAGAGCUGUUCAAACUUGGCUUUGGUAUAAUAUGGCAUCUUGAAUCAAUCUGUUGCGCAAUUUGUACAAUGAUAAAUUUGACAAAUCAUCGGUGUAUGUAAUUACAAAACAAUCCGCAUCGCGAAAAUGAAAAUGACCGCAUAACGACUGUUCUGAUUACCAACACGGAUAGGUGAUAUUAAAAAAUACGUCGAAGUUGCAUAAGAAAAAAAGAAGCCAAUUGUUACCGAAUGAUAAACAAGUUAUUUAUUUAUUUAUUCAAUUAAAUUACUAAUUAACUAUACCCUCAACACGAUGAUUAAUCGGGAGUUUGGCGCUCCUUUCUACAUCGUCGAGGACAACAAAGGAAAUCGACCCCUGCGCGAAGUGGUAAAUAGGGAUGGAAAAUUACGGAGGGGGACGACGCCGGCGUCGAGACGUCUCGUCGACGAAACGAAGAGGAGAAACGACAUCGGUUCAUCGCCGAGGAAAAAGGAAAGGGACGGCGAUCGACCAACGACGCCACCGCGAAACUACCACCAUUCCAAAAUACCGCGACGACGACGCAGUUGGACGUAGUCGCGACUCCAAACGGCUUGGUUCGUCAGUCGGUAGUCGGUGGUGGCUGCGGCCUGUGGUAGCUCUGGAUUCCGGUCUUUGAUUUCCGAUCCCUUGGAUCCCUCGUAAGAAAACAUCCCCCAUCAGCUCGGGAACCGAGCCUAAGACGCGGCUGUUUCCGGGUUGCGUCAUGUAACAGGAUCCCUUCCUCCGGGGAAUUAGCCCUGAUACCAUGAAGGGGAAGCCUCCACCCCUAGAGGAGUAAUAUUCGAGUGUUUGUAGAGAUAAUCGAAGAGGUGAGAUGAGCAGCAGCAGCGGUGGCGGAGGAUUCGGCGUCGGCGUCGGAGUUGCGGGAGGUCCGGGUCUCGCCGCCGCUCAGCAGGGUCAGGGCGUCGCGGCGUUGUUGGUCAUGCUGGCCGUUCUUUGCUUCAUAUUUGCCUACUGCUGUUGGGGCGCUCCGUUUUGCAGGUCUUUGUGCAAAAAGCACUGCUGCUGUCGCCUCGAGGAUCCGGAACCGGAUCCACGGUUUGGUAGCACGGAUCAAGCCAUGGUCGCCACGCCGACGAUCAUCCUCCUUCCACACGGUAGAAUGCUGGUCGUUGAUGGGACUGUUUUUACGCAGUUCCAAGCCGACACCACGGGCUUGGAUCUCGUUGAGCUCGGGGAGAGCGUUAUUCGAGCUCAGCGGAAUCCCAGGAGUUUGAACCGGCACCAACUCAGGAGCAGCCAGGGCAGUGUAAUGGAGAUGGAUGCCGAAACGCCGAGCAAGGAGAGCCUCGGUUCUUUGGGAGGCUGCUUCGCUCCGCCUACCUACGAGAGUAUAUACGGAAAGGACGAAGGAGAUAUGCCACCGUCCUACUCGGACAUACUCUUGCAUAGGUUCGGGAACCUCCCCUACGAGUUGGACGUGCAAGAGUUUGCUCAGGACGGGAAAGAAGAAAUCGAAAUGCAGACGCUGGAAACGCGGCCGCGUGUUAUUGAGAACCCAGCGAACGUGCAGGGGAAUAAUUUUUAUUACGGUGGUAUUGGCAGUUUUUCCACGCCGAAUUUUCCACAGCAAAAUGUUACUAGAAAUCCAACUUUGACGGAUAAUCCACUGGACGAGUAUUACGCCGACGUUAAUUUGGACGCCUAUACAAUAUCCACUGGCAUGAUCGGGUCUCACGGUUACGACCGCGAGGUCGAAGGUAAUUACGUACUUCGUAACGAAGGUAGCAACGAAAGUUUUCGUAACAUUGUUCACAACGAAACUGAGAUACAAAUUAGUGAUCGUCAGUUAGACGUUAGCAGCUUAAGUUAUGUUAACGAAAACUUGGGCAACAACUCUGCCGGAGUCGCGGAAUCAUCGAGAAAUCGUUACUCUUCGCCGAGUAGCGAUGCGAGAUACGACCAUAGACCGGUUUUUUCGGAACCUGGUUCCUCCGACGAGGGAGAGCCUGCAGGAGACUUUGGUACACUACCUGAUAUUCGAGAGAGCAGAGUGUGAGCGAAGAAGAAAAAAAAAGAUGAACAAUCGAUAUUAUUGCAUUGAAUUUAAUAUUUAUUAUGAGAUUAUAUAACCCAUAUUGAUUAUCAUAUUACCGAAAGAGAGCGCAAAAACAUCCAAAAUGCCCGUUGCAUUUCAUCGUACAAGGGCGAGAGUGGACUUGAUGAACGCCGAAAGUUUGUUCGGAGGUACAAGGUACCUGAUAUUUUUCUUUCGUAGACUGAAUCGAUUGUACUUUUCUCCUUUUAUCUUACUUUCCGCACACAUCAUCGCUGGAAACCGCACAUUACGUAUGGAUUUGAACAGCAUUUGUUGAUUGUGUGCAAACUGCAAUACUGCAAACAUCAUAGCUGUUCUGUAUACCGAAUUGCAUACUCGUUAGGCUGUGUCGUGCUUUGUUUCUGGGUCAGGCACAUGAAUCCAUAUAAUCACAUAGGUAUGUAUGCAUGAAUACAGUAGAGUAUAAAUUGCGAACAUAUUGUGAACGCAGAGGUGGUCGAUAGUACUCGCAGAAUAACUUCAUUUCCAUGAGAGAGUGAUGGUAGCUACAACAAUAUUGUGAAAUAUACAAAAAUAUAUUUUGGUAUUUCAUUAAGCGACAGUCCAUAACAUAAUAUAUAGGUAUACGCAUUUGGAUACACUUAGAAAUAAUAGGUACACACAUAAAUUCAUCCACAUAAUGAUAUUUGUAGAUACUCAGGAGUUGUUCCUGGUUGACCAUCAUUCAAUUAAUAGGAAACAGCUUCGUAGAAUGAAAACCGUGUGCAUUUCGAAAUCCGAGAGUUAAAAUCUGUACAGUUAUUGCUCUUCGUUUUAGCUGAUGAGAGAAGAAUGAUACAUGCAUGAAUGUAAUUAUACAUUUACAAGCAUCUGUAUGAUCAGUUUUGCGCGAUUGAUGAUGAAUGACUCGAGGUCUGAAAAGAUUGUCGUAUAGGCAUUUCUGUUUGGAAAAUGUAUCAUGCUCGUGUUUCACUUCGGUGAAGAUGUGGCUGAACUUAUUGAUCCUAUUCCACGAAUCAAAUAAUCUUUCGGUCGAACAGUUGAUUAGUCGGGGCUGAAUGGUUGAUUUUACGUCAUUUCAAGUUUCGAAGUCAUGAAAGUAUGAGAAUGGGCAACUCGUGCAAUCGAAUGGUCUGUUACCAGAAAAGUAAAUAUACCCGAUUCAAGCGUAAUCUGAGAAAUGUAACGAUUUUAAUGUUCAUCAUGAUGUUACAAUUAUUAAGACGAGAAUAAAAUAAUUAUGUAUAUUAAAUAUUUAAUAUCUAGCUGUACUAUAUUAUACAUACACACAAUAAAAUCAAACUGCAAACGUU